AUGUAGAUGGCGGUAAUGUUUGUUGUGUGUGCUGUGUGGGAGGCACCAAGGGAGGCACGGGAGGAGGCCAUUGCACUUGAUCAAGCACUUGAUUGCUUGCAAAAGCGAGACCUUUGGCUUGCCCGGGCUGUAUUUACGUUUAGUAAUUUAAAUGCCAUAAUGCUUUAAAUGCUUGAAGCUGCAGACACAGCCAUUCCUCGGUACGUACCAUCCCAUGCCAAAGGAGUCUGAAGUUGCAAAGCCGGCAGCCGCGGAACUCUAAACGCUCUCCUGUGGUGGAGUGUACCGGCUGCACCUGACGCUGAACGAUGCUGUGUACGUACGUGGUGCGACGGUGGCUGCGUCUCUCCACCGCGAGACAUGUGGUCAAACUCACUCCGCAACAGGUGACCAACAUCCUGCAGACGAACGAGCACACGCACGGCGUGAGCCAGUCGGGCGUGGUGGGCCACUAUGACACCAACCAGCUGCCUUCAAACAGUCCGUGCGAGGACCAGCGGUCCGAGGCUGUCUGCCGGUACACGGGAGACCACCUACUCGGCGUGUACGACGGUCAUGGCGGCGGCGCGUGCGCCGUGGUCACCGCUUCCCGUCUGCCGUCCUAUAUCGCCGCCUCGCUGCUCGGCCAGGACCAGCUGAUGGAACACCUGGAACGGCUCGAGGUGGGCAGCGACACCCAGCACUCGCUGCUGGAGCGGUGUAACGCCAUCUCCGUCAAUAAUGCACAGCUGGAGGAGGUGCAUGAAAAGAGCUACGCCAGUUUCGUGCGGGACCUGGCAGAGUCGGAGCCGGCACAGGACAUCGGCCACGGCCUCCAGCGAGCGUUUCUCCGGCUCGACGAGGACAUCGGCCGCGAGGCGGUCGACGCGGUCGAGUCGAGCUCGCCGGUGGCCGUGGCGGCGCUGCGUGCCGCCUCCUCUGGGUGUGUGGCCUGUGUGGCUCACCUGGCCCAGAGUCGACUCUACCUGGCCAACACCGGAGACUGUCGGGCUGUGCUGGGCGUGUUGAACGAGAACGGACACUGGGUGGCGCGGCCGCUCACCAAGGAACACGACUGCGACAACCCGGACGAGGUGCAGCGCAUCACCGAGCGUCACCCGAGCAGCGAGCACCACCAUCUCCUCAAGGACAGCCGACUGCUCGGCAUGCUGGCGCCGCUCCGAGCGAUCGGCGACUACCGCUUCAAGUGGCCGAUAGACCUGCAGGAGCGUAUUGUGCCCGGCGGGCCGUUCCCGGAGCUGAAGACUCCGCCCUACCUGACGGCAGCUCCCGAGAUCACCUAUCACAAACUAACCCCUAGAGAUCGGUUUCUGAUCAUGGCCUCCGACGGUCUCUGGGAGCAGCUGCCCGCCAGCGAGGUAGUCCGACUCGUCGGCGAGCACGCGCACGGAAAGACAACGCUAACUCCUCUGAGACUACCGCGGCGUGACCACACUCUCAAUCAGCUUCUUGAAAUGCUAGAGGCGCGGCGGAAAGGCAUCGGCACCAAACCUCAGGACGCUAACGCGGCGACCCACGUGCUGCGGCACGCUCUGAGCGGCACGGAGUACGGACUGAACCACGGGCGGAUCUCGCAGCUACUGACCCUGCCCGAGGAGGUGGUGCGCCUGUUCAGAGACGAUAUCACCAUCACGGUAGUCAUGUUCAACCCAGAUGCGCUGAGACCCAACUGAUCGAGCACGACUGGCUCGGAUUCUCGCUGAAGCUUAUACGAGCAGGCAACACGGGUAGCCGUAUUGCUUCCUGUUUGCAAGGCUUUGAGAACACCUCGGGACGUUACGAUGAUGUGAAAGUAAUGUACGGAUGCUUGGCUUUUCUGCUUUGCGUCCGAAAGCUUGCCGUGUCAACUGUUUUAAGUUAUGGACAUUGAAUGUAGGAGUAUUACAAUAAACGCAAGUAAGUCAA
This is a messenger RNA of Amphibalanus amphitrite, 1905 nucleotides long. It is a transcript of the gene Pdp, whose product is annotated as pyruvate dehydrogenase [acetyl-transferring]-phosphatase 1, mitochondrial-like. NCBI's taxonomy places the organism in Eukaryota, Metazoa, Arthropoda, Thecostraca, Balanomorpha, Balanidae. The coding region runs from base 309 to 1673 and encodes 454 amino acids. The transcript has 5 exons. Gene Ontology annotation, molecular function: protein serine/threonine phosphatase activity; cation binding. The record is from RefSeq and is a predicted model, not a curated record. Gene Ontology annotation, biological process: protein dephosphorylation.